GACAAAGUAGUUUCACUUUCUCCAAAUCAUCGGAUUCUUCCUGAAACAUCUGGACGCGAGCUUCAUUAUGGUGAACUGCUGUGGUCUUGUGUCUGAGAAAAAUGUGCCAGUUCCUCUGAAGAGCAUCUCAGUCCAGCUGCAGGUUCAGGAUCAUGUGGCCUCAGUCAGCUCCAGUCUGCAGUAUAUCAAUGAGGAGGAUCGUCCGCUGGAGGCCGUGUUCGUCUUCCCGCUGCCCGCCGAUGCCGCCGUCUGCCACUUCAGCGCCAGGAUCGGAGAGCAGGAGAUUGUUGCAGAGGUGCAGGACAAACAGAGCGCACGGGAUCAGUAUGAUGAUGCUGUGAGUUCCGGUCAGCAGGCGUUUCUGCUGGAAGAGAGCGAUCAGAGUUCGGACUAUUCCUCCUCUGUCGGGUCUACAAGUUGUGUUCGUGUGUCAUUCUUCCGUCCUGCUUCAGCAGCCGGUGUUCCAGAAGUUUCCUCAGCAUCAGUUGUUCCUUACACUCUGUCUCUGAGUGUUGAAGUGAGAUCUUCAGACCGCAUCUCCAGACUGGAGUCCAGCUGCCCUCUGGAUCCUCUGGAGUUCCUCGACGCGCAGCACACUCAUGCCACGGUGAAUCUGAGCGCUGGUCACCGGUUUGAUAAGGAUGUGGAGCUGCUUCUGUACUAUGAGAACACCCAUCAGCCCACUGCUGUGGUGGAGGCUGGAGCGGCUGCAGCUCAGUCAGGGUCUCUGAUGGGCGACCCGGCGCUCAUGAUCAGUUUGUACCCAGAGUUUCCUGCGGAUGUGAUGUCAUCACUGGCGUCUCAGGGCGAGUUCAUUUUUGUGGUCGACAGAUCCGGCAGUAUGGGCUGCGAGAUGCAUCAUGGGAAAGACGCACAGAAGCGCAUCGAAAGUGCAAGAGACACGCUGCUGCUGCUGCUGAAGAGUUUGCCCAUGGGAUGCUACUUCAACAUCUACGGAUUCGGCUCUCGUUUUGAGUCCUUCUUCCCUCAGAGUGUCGUGUACAGUGAGGACGCGAUGGAAGAGGCUCUAAGGAGAGUAAAGAGCAUGAACGCAGAUAUGGGCGGCACAGAGAUCCUACGGCCGCUCAAACACAUCUACAGUCAGCCCUGUUACACGGAUCACCCCCGACAGCUGUUCGUCUUCACUGAUGGAGAGGUGUGGAACACUAAGGAGGUGCUGGAUCUGGUGAAGAGUCAGGUUUUCUCUCACAGGUGUUUCUCCUUUGGGAUCGGUGAGGGUGCGAGUACGGCUCUCGUCACAGGAAUGGCCAGAGAAGGUUCAGGUCACGCUCAGUUCAUCACAGGCACUGACCGCAUGCAGCCCAAAGUGAUGCAGUCACUCAGGUUUGCUCUUCAGCCGGCCGUGGAUAAUAUCUCUGUGGACUGGACCGUUCCUGAGGGCGUGACGGUGGAAAUGCUGUCCCCACCCAUCAGUGCUCUGUUCCAGGGUCAGAGGGCACUCAUCUACGCUCAGAUUAAAGGACAGAGUUCAGGAGAGACAGAAGGAGCAGUAACAGUGAAAUACAGGCUGAAAGAUCAACCAGCGACUAACCAGCUCCAGUUUACUCUGUUUAUAACAUAUGAAACUAACAGAGCAGAGGUGAUGCUGACGAUCCACUGGCUGGCGGCCCGGUCUGUGAUCCGCUCUCUGGAGCUGCAGGAUCGAGCCGGAGGAGCUGCAGGUGUGGAGAACAUCAGGAGCAGGAUCGUGGAGCUCAGCGUUCAGGCCGGAGUGAGCAGCGUUCACACGGCCUUCAUCGGCGUUAAUAAAGACAGCAGACAGACAGUGAAAGGGCCGCUGCUGCAGAGGAGAGUGCUAACAGAGCGUUUGAAGCAACGGCCUGUAGCGUAUGGUGCCCCUGCGAAAAUGAGCCGAAGGGCGGCUCCCUUGGGAUGUAGCUCUUUAGGAAGUAGGAGAUGUGCAGCGACAAAAGCAAUGCAGGUUGACACUGAACCGUGUAUUAGAAAACGCAGCAUGAUGGUUGCAUCUGCUUCUGCGUCACAUCGGGCCGAACCCGAGCUCCAGAAGGACCCUUUGCUCCAGCUGGUCUCUCUUCAGAAGGCAGUGGGAUGCUGGGAGCUGAACGCUGCGCUGGCUGGUGUGUUUGGGAAGACGGAGGACGAGGUGACCAAUCACAGACCAGCACAGGUGGAUGGGUCAGUGUGGGCCACCGUCCUCGCUCUCAUCUGGUUAUACUCGUAUAAACUCGAUCAGCAGGUGGAGUGGCAGUUUGUGGCCAUGAAGGCGGCGUCAUGGAUCUGCUCUCAGAAACCGGGCGGUCUGUCUCAGUGUGUGUGUGACGGGAACCUCCUGCUGGGAUCUCAGCUGACUGAAGACACGCUGGGAAUCUGAAGACUGAAGAAUCUUGAGAAGACCAAAGAUCUCUCUCUUAAUCAUAAACAUCUGCGUGUGUUUUCUAGGGUAACAUCUAAACAUAUCUUAACAGAAUAAAAGAUUUAUUUUUGUAUCAGUAUUUUUUAGUAUGUGUAAGCGUUAGGACUUUUCCUAAAUUCAUUGCUUUAAAUCUAAUGAUCUAAUCUUAUGGUACCUUGUGUUUUGAAGUCACUGAAUCAGGAUUUCUGUCUGAUCCUGACUCUGUGUGUGUUGAAGUGAGCAGAUUGUGUCGGUGUCUUUACCAAACUGUGUUAUUAAAGGUGCAUUAAGUCAAGUCACCUUUAUUAAUAUAGUGACGUAACACGUACUGUAUGUUGAUCUUCUGUUCAUCUUCAUUCUGUCAUUAAUGAUCACUGUCUGUAAACAGAAGUCAGUCUAUAGAUGUUCUAACAGUGAAUAAAGAUUAUUACGCUGCAUCAGGUUCAAACUGA
This is a messenger RNA of Sinocyclocheilus anshuiensis, 2826 nucleotides long. RefSeq names its product von Willebrand factor A domain-containing protein 5A-like. The transcript has 21 exons. The record is from RefSeq and is a predicted model, not a curated record. The coding region runs from base 68 to 2353 and encodes 761 amino acids. NCBI's taxonomy places the organism in Eukaryota, Metazoa, Chordata, Actinopteri, Cypriniformes, Cyprinidae.